Molecule: messenger RNA, 2309 nt
Organism: Lymnaea stagnalis (great pond snail)
Lineage: Eukaryota; Metazoa; Mollusca; Gastropoda; Lymnaeidae
Source: the annotation of a GenBank genome assembly
GCUGAUCUCGAAGACCUGGAGAAGAAAUCAGUCCUGAAGCGAGGCAUUGGGGAUAUGGGUCCUAUCAUUAAAAAGUACACUGGAAGGAGUGCCUGGGACUACAAUGGCUAUGGGUGUUACUGUGGGUACAGAGGCUCCGGGACUCCCGUGGAUAGUACAGACAGGUGAAUUAGAUGUUCUCUACUCUAAUCUACUUUAAAAGUGUGGUACUGUGUCAACUGGUUAUCAGCACUCUAUAUAUACAGUGCAUUGAUAAAUCAAGUAACUCUCUCUCUCACUCACUCUCUUUCUCGUUCUCUCUCUCACUCACUCUCUCUCUCUCUCUUUCUCUCUCUCUCUCACUCACUCUCUCUCUCGUUCUCUCUCUCUCUCUCUUAAUGGUUCAACUUUUCUUACCCAGUGCAUUAUCAACGUCUAUCACGCCAUCACUACCCAGUGCAUUAUCAACAUCUAGCACGUCAUCACUACCCAGUGCAUUAUCAACAUCUAGCACGUCAUCACUACCCAGUGCAUUAUCAACAUCUAGCACGCCAUCACUACCCAGUGCAUUAUCAACAUCUCUAGCGUCAUCACUACCCAGUGCAUUAUAAACAUCUAGCACGUCAUCACCACCACUACCCAGUGCAUUAUCAACAUCUAGCACGUCAUCACUACCCAGUGCAUUAUCAACGUCUAGCACGCCAUCACUACCCAGUGCAUUAUCAACAUCUAGCACGUCAUCACUACCCAGUGCAUUAUCAACAUCUAGCACGUCAUCACUACCCAGUGCAUUAUCAACAUCUAGCACAUCAUCACUACCCAGUGCAUUAUCAACAUCUAGCACGUCAUCACUACCCAGUGCAUUAUCAACAUCUAGCACGUCAUCACUACCCAGUGCAUUAUCAACAUCUAGCACGUCAUCACUACCCAUUGCAUUAUCAACAUCUAGCACGUCAUCACCACCACUACCCAGUGCAUUAUCAACAUCUAGCACGUCAUCACUACCCAGUGCAUUAUCAACAUCUAGCACGUCAUCACCACCACUACCCAGUGCAUUAUCAAUUUUUUACUCAUUUUUGCAGAUGCUGUAUGGAACACGAUCAGUGCUACACAAGGACAAGUUGUGGGCAAUCCCAUAUUCAGGCGCCAUCAGUAGACUGCAGUGGGGCAGAUUGCGUUUGCACCAGUAAGUUAUUAAGCCCCCCCCCCCCCCCCUCUUCUUUCAGCUUAAUAAUAAACCAAACAAGACUGUAUUAUAUAGAGAGGGGUUAGCCAUUUCUUUCACUUCAAUUCUAGAUUUAGCAAAUGUUUGGAUCUUAAAAUUUUAAUCUCUCAUUGUGAAUCUGGUCAUUGAUGCUUUUUACAUAUAUAGAGAUUGUUUGUAUAAAACAAGUAGCUAAAAUGUGGCACAGAUUAGAGUACGUAUCAGACGCUUUCAGAAAAUCUCAAAUGACAAAGUAUAAAAAAGUAAAAAAAUUAAUUUAUGUACAUCAUGGCACAGUGCACACCUCAAAUAACACUUUUUCUUUAAAAAAAAACAACAUAUCUUUAAAAGGAUUGAAUAUAACCUGUUUGAGAACUUUUUUGAAGCCCAUUCUUCAAAUGACAUCAUUAGAAGCGCUUUAAAAAAUAAUGAUAUCUUUUUCAAAUGAGAUAUUAGUGUCCCACACGAGGUAGGGGCUCAAAUCCCUGGAAUAAAUAUUCUGUCUAAGAGAACGAUAUUUAAUUUUUUUUCGGCGGUCUUGUAUGCUAAUCCCUUCUCAAAUAAAUGAUGUAAUAGGAACGUUUAUAAAUUCAAUACUGCAGAAGCUAUUUGAGUAUCUAAGAAUGUUUGUUUUUUUAAUAUUAUUAAGCCACCUUUUUCUAGCUUUCAUUGGUUUUAUAACUAUGAUGUAAUUCUUAGGUCCACGAGGCAAAUGUAGGUAUGAAUCCUGCGCGUGCGAUGUUGCGCUUGGUCAAUGCCUGGGUCGGGCAACGUACAACAGUGCAAAUAAAAACAGAUGUUAAGACCAUGUCUUCUGCCCAUCUUCUGACCAGGAUCACUACUCGAGGUCCGAAACGCAUUGAAACUUUAUCAAAUAAAAUACAAAUUAUCUGUGCUGUUAUAGAACAUAAUAAAUUAAUGUUUUCGCUUGUCUGUAACGUCUACAUUGAAGCUGUUACGCACCGCUAUAGUGUCAAGAAUGUAUUCUCUUAUUUCAAUAUGUAUUGAUCGUGACAAACAGCACACAGCAAAGGACGAUACCAUUAAUUAAAUACAGCAAUAAAGAACGAUACCCAAAAUAGGGCUGAUUACAAAUAAUAAUUUAUUAAGUAAAUUUAAAAUUACA